Pundamilia nyererei is the source of this 2560-nucleotide messenger RNA. RefSeq names its product photoreceptor outer segment membrane glycoprotein 2-like. Gene Ontology annotation, biological process: visual perception. Lineage: Eukaryota; Metazoa; Chordata; Actinopteri; Cichliformes; Cichlidae. Bases 979 to 2025 code for a protein of 348 amino acids. The transcript has 4 exons. Gene Ontology annotation, cellular component: plasma membrane. The record is from RefSeq and is a predicted model, not a curated record.
GGAUGGUGAGUUAACAGGCACUUCAAAAUUGCUCUUCUCAGCUUCAAUAUUUGCUUUGUGUCAGAGCUCACCUUGCUCCGGGAUAGCGGGAGAUCAGCACGACAAUGGACUAGCAGCAGGUGUUAGAUUUCACUACCCAAGUGCUCUAAUGCUGAUCAUGUCAAGUUGUGGUCUGCAGUCAGGAGUGCCUAAAAUAUCUCUGUAAGCUGCUUAUGACACUCAGCGGGCAGCAGCCUCCUUCCUGCUCCAUCCUGCAGCUUUCAUUUAAAGAAAAGUCCACACUGAAGCCUGACCUCUGACCUCUGAACCUCUCGCACCUGUGUGGACUUCACAAUUGAGCCACCAUACCCCAUCUGCCUGAUGGUUCAUGACAGCAAGAUCCAAACACCUUAGUUUAGACUAGUUCUCAGAACUGUUUGUCCAAAGGGAAGUUUUUCUUAUUUCGAAGAGAUGAAAUGAAGGCCUGAUUCGAAACCAGUCAGAGUGCACACAACCAGCUUCUAAAAAGCCUGAUUGCUCUGUGCCUUCGUCUUUACAUAUUCACGCUCACAAUUGAUUUACAAAACACUCCUUACAUUGUGGUACAUCUUAUCUCCUGUUGUGUUUUUCUGUGUUUUAUCAAUCAUUUAACAAUCAUAAAUGAUUGAUAUUCAUGAAAAGUGCAACCUUAAAUAUUUCAGUCGGUGGGCCUUUAGAAGCUUUAGCUGUGAGCAAAUGAAGUGAGAAUGAUGAAUUUGGUGGCUUAAAAUUAUAUUAAUUUGUAAACAAGUUUCAGUAUUGAAACAAAAAGGCAUAUGCACAAACAAUAUGCUGUCAUGUUGUUAUGUAGAACAUAAACUUUUUAGCUCAGACAGCCUGACAGUAGAUUGUUAUGCAGCACCUUGUGGUCAAAAGUGUUCAUGCACACUGAGGGUGGCAACCUUUUGGCCAUGUUAGCAGCUUCUUAGCCGUGAGUCACUCAGAAACCUGAGAACGGUCAUGGCAGUUGGGAAGGUGACAUUUAGCAAGGUGGAGAGAGAGAAGCUAGCUGAGGUUCUCUGGCUGCUUAAUUGGAUUUCUGUAGUGACAGGAACUAUCCUCUUUGGCCUUGGCUUAUUCCUCAGAGUAGAGAUUCACAAAUGGCAAGAAGUGAUGUCGGAGCAGGGAAUCCUCUAUGUGCCACAUAUGCUGAUCACCACAGGACUAGCAGCCUGCUGCAUCAACUUUUUCGGUGGCAAGAUCUGCCUGGACUGUGCCGACACCAACAAGUUCCUGCGCUGGAAGCUGGUGAUGAUGCCGUACAUCAUAUGCACCUUCUUCUUCACCUCUUGCGUCCUGGCAGGGGCGCUCAUGUGCUACGGCAUUCGCAGUCAAAUGGAGGAAUCCCUGUUUAUGGGCCUGAGGAAUGCCAUGCGAUACUAUAAAGACACAGACACUCCGGGCCGCUGCAACCUGAAGAGAACUGUGGACCUAUUGCAGAUCCAGUUCCAGUGCUGUGGGAACACAGGAUACCGAGACUGGUUCCACAUCCAGUGGAUCAGCAGCCGCUACCUGGACAUGAGCAGCAGUGCUGUGGUAGAUCGUAUGAGGAGUAAUGUGGAGGGGAAGUACCUGAUGGAUGGUGUUCCCUUUAGCUGCUGCAGCACCUUCUCCCCUUGGCCCUGCAUCCAGCAGCAUCUCAGCACCAGCUCGACCCAAGACAAGCAAAGCCAGCAGCUGAACCUGUGGAGGCGGGGCUGCCGACAGGCCCUGCUAGACCACUACACCGGCAUCAUGCAGUCGAUUGGCCUCACCGUGCUGCUCAUCUGGCUUUUUGAGCUGCUGGUUCUGACAGGUGUCCGUUAUCUGCAGACGGCCAUGGAGAACGUUCUCCGGCUGGGUGAUCCAGAGUCGGAAUCAGAUGGUUGGAUUUUGGAAAACAGCCUGGCAGAAACGGCCCGGUCCAACUUUAACAUUAUUAAGAACCUGGGAAAGUGUUACCAGGUUGACGACGACCCAAACAUCAAUGUCCCGACUGCUGCUGCAGAGGAGGAACUGCCAUCAUAGCAGGUCCAGGUCCUCGUGACCAGCUAGCCUCCAGCCUGUGGAGUCAUGGACAGCAGAAGGAAUGAGCUGUUCCAAAGAUGCUUUUGACUCGGGAUAGAAAUCACUUCAUUCUCCAGGAUGCAGAGUGAAUCAAGUGGAUCUGACACGUUUAGCUUCGUCCCAGAGACAAGAACAAAAACUUGAUUGUUUGAUCGAAACAAGUUCGGAACAGUGGCUAAACUUUACCUGCUGAGUCCUUAGAGCUCUCAGAUUUAUGGACCAACAAGGUCUUCUGCCUUCAGAUACGUGAGUUUGAAUAGGUUUCACCUUGAUGACAGGUUUAUAAAUGAACUCUUUGUGAUUUUUUUUAUAUGAUAAGAGGAGUUAUUUUUUAUACUUGAAGUAAAUUACAAAGCCAUGAACUGGUACCUUUGGGUCUUUGAUUGCAUUUUUAAUUUUUACCAUUCUCCAAAGAAGUCUGAUCACUGAAAAAAAAAUCAACAGCCCAUCAGUUAAAGCCUGAAAACAGUACAAGUACAGGGUGGGCCAUUUAUAU